AUGUUGGAAGAACAACCCGGUCUAAGUGUUCAAAAACUAAAACCCUCAGCAAUUUCAAAAUCCAGACAGACCACUCGGUUGGAUCAUAACAUGACAGAUCUCACCGCCAUUGAAGAAUUUUACCAGAUACGCACAGCAUUACGUGUAUCACCUAAGCUUCCAGUCAAAGUGGAGGUUAAUCUACCUAGAAAUCAAAGGAGUGACCUUGUAUUUCCGGCGUGUGUAGUCAAUGGCACAGGAGUAAGCAAGACCUUUCAGAUUCUCUAUCGCAAUGAAGAGGUGUUGUUGGAUGAUGUCAUCAUGUUCCGGGCUCAUAUUCUUGUUGAUAGCCACAAGAUUGAAGAUACACUGGAAAGAGCUGACUUCUCUCUUGCAGUGGAACUAUGGUUCACAGAUCAGAACUUUGGUCCUGAUCAGCAUAGUUCUAUUGCCUGUGUGUCAAGUCGGACUUUGCAGCUCCACUUCUCCCCUACACGGGGGCUGCACUAUCAUCUUCCAGUCUUGUUUGACUAUUUUCAUCUUGCAGCAGUCACCCUCACUAUCCAUGCAUCCCUUGUUGCCCUCCACCAGCCAUAUAUUAACACACCUCGCAGUGCAAAACCAUGGUUGGGAGCUUCACAAAGACUCAACUUCCGACAACCCCAGUCCACUAUGGAAACAGUAUUUUUUGGAAAUUUGCAAAAUAGCACAAAGUGUGUAAGCUCAAGUACCCGACUGGCUCAUGCAAGACAUGUUCAUCAAGAAGUGUGCAGUAUUCUUCUAGCUUCAUACGAAACAUUACAAGCACGUCUCCAAGAAUAUAUGAAAUUGCUUCCUUCAUGGCAGCAAUUGAAGCUUGAAACAGCAGAUUGCUUCCAGCGUUUCAACAACCUCUCGGAUUUAGCUAAGGAAUGCCACAGGAACUUGCUGGCAACUGUGAACCACCGUUCCUCCAACAACCACCACUCCGACGCCCACUGGGACCGACUCAGGCUUGUAGAAGUGGAAGAAGAAUUUGUGGCUCUAGCAAACAGUGAUAUAGCUCAACUUUGUGCUGAAAACAUUCUGCUGUGGCAACAGUUUCUUGAAGCGUUCACAUGCAAAGAUCCUGUACAUCAACAUCUUGCCAAACACCAUCAUCAUUUAAGGGUUAAACGUUUUGCAGAAGCAUUCUUUGUUUUGGAUAACCCUCGACAAUCAGCAGCUGGUUGUUAUGAUGCAAAUUAUCAAAAUUAUUUAGCUGUAUCAGAAAUGGUUCGGCGGUCUCGAUACUUGGCUUCUUUACCUCCACUUCCUGUUCAGUGUAUAGAAUUGGAUGGAGAUCUUACCACAUUACCAAUUAUAUUUGAAGACCAAUAUCAAGAUAUGGCUGAAUUUGCAAGAAGAAGAAGUGUAGCAGGGCGAAAAGCUGGAAGUGAUCCUUUUCUAAGCAGUGCAGCUGAUACAACAAUUGAAGUUAGUCGAGCCCAACUUCCUGCACAGGAAGACUGCAGUUGUGGUAUUGCUGCCAUUCUUGAGUCACGCUCACAUAAGCUCCCAUCGGUCACACGAACCACAGCACCUGCCAAGCCCAUCACUCCACCCAGCUCCAUUCCCAUGUCUCUUGGUUUGCUUGGUGUUAACGAGAAGCAUAUUAUGCAUCCUGGAGAUGUGCUGAAAGCCACUCUAACUCUGGGACCACAUGCCGGCCGACACCAUGCACGGUCUCCAGCAUCAGCCUCUGGCACCAUGACAUUGCACAGGGGUGGAAUUACUGACAGUGAGCUAAGGAAAUCCUCAUUGCCUGCACGCCACAGCAAAUCCCUUGAUCAACUGCGCACAACGGGUAGCACCACUAACACUGGCACCGGUCCUCCUUUUGUCUCCAGUAAACCAACUCUUAUCCCUGAAUCACUGCCACCUCGCAGACCGAAUGAACCACAUUUGGUUCAACAUCCCACCUCUUCAUCUUCAGCCCCUAACCCAUCACUUGACAUUCCACAUAUCCUAAACAUAGCACGGUCAUCCUCAACUCAGAUUCGGCGUGAGAAAAGUGUGGAUUGCCUUAAACAGCCUACUUACACUCCAUUGGUGCCACCUCAGCCUGUCACUGCAACAUUACCUCUUGGACCACCAUUGCUUCCACAUCCCCUUCGGCAUAAUUUGAAGGAGAAAUUAAAAAAUAAUUUGAGACUUGAACUAAAAGUUACCAAUGGUAAUGGUACUGGUACAUCUCCUUCAACAGACUCCGGAGAUUCACUAGCUGUUGGAUAUCGGCGACUGGAGCAGAGCGCUAGUGUUCCUUUCAAUCUCAGUGAGGCAACAAAUGGUGGAGGAACAACACCUACAGCAAUGAAGCACUCGCAGAGUACCAUGUCUAUGCCAAGUGUGGCAGUUCUGCAGCGAGCAUGCCAGAGCGGAGAGAGCGUGGAAGCUCUGUUGGGUGGAGAGCCAUUCCCAACAGCAGCCAACAGCAGUGAGUCCAUGCCCAAUUUAGUAGGUCCUCUUUCACCCCCUGUUUUGGCUGUCUCCCUACCAACCCCGAUUGUUCCUGAAGAUGUGUUGGUGGAUACAACAAAGCAGACCAAAUCCCCAGCAGCUGCCCUUGGACCUACUCAACUUAGCAAACUAGAAGUAGGUCUUUUUAGCUCAGCAGACCCUGCUCUCAUAUCUGUUGAAUCAAGCCUUGUGGAGCCAGUAACUGUGGCCACUACUGUCACAAUAAAGACUAAAUCUCAAUCCCCUGGGAAAUCUCCUGGUACCUUGUCUUCCCCACCUUCAUCAUCCCUCUCUGAUAUUACCUCAGAACAAAGUGGCUGGGUAUCUAAUUCCAGUCGUCGAACUUCAGGUGACAUGUCCAGUGGACAGCUAAGUCCAGAUGGGAGCGACUUUGGAGGUAUGAAACUACGGACUGAUCGCCAUCCCACUUCAUCAGCUGCAGCAAAACAUCAGAGAAUGAUGAAUGGAGAACAGUUACGUGCUAAACUACAGAAAUUAGUUGAACCUCCAGAACCUCCUCCAGUCAUAGAUCACCCCUAUGAAGAACUUCGUUUGCCUCCACCAAAACAAUUCAGAGAUGUUCCACUACCUCCGGAACCAUUCAGGGAUCCUCCUCUACCUCCACCUCGACCUACAUCAAAUAUCAUUAAACCCAAGUCUAAAGUGUCACCUCCUUUGCCAAUUGACAAUCUUUUAUAUCAUGUAUAUGAGACUGUAAAAGAAGUAGAACGUAAACCAAUAGCACAUCGUGAAACACGAGAGAAACCUGAAAGACAUGAAAAAUCCGAAAAACUUGAAAAUAAUGAAAAACAUAUAAAACAUGAAAAGCAUGAAAAGCAUGAAAAACAUGACAAACAUGAAAAACAUGAAAAACAUGAAAAACACGAAAGGCAUGAAAAGCAUGAAAAACAUUUUAAGGAAAAAGACAGAGAUAAAGAUAGGGAGAAAGAAAAUAAACCACCUCAGAUACAAAUACCUCCAAAAUUAGAAUUGGAUUCAGUCAAGAAAACUUCUCCCAAGGUACCAGAAAGACAGUGUGUUUGCCCUAGUACAUCAACUGCAACUACAACAUUGACGACUGCAACAACUACUCCUUCAGCUACAGACCGUGACAUGUCUUGUGAAUGUUACACAAAUAAAGAUACUGAGGAAAGGUUACGACAGAAAUUAGUAUCUUCUGUUGGGGAUGAAACAUUGAAUUUCAUUAAGUCUAAAGAGGACUUCAAGCGCCAGAUGAAUUUCAGUGGAAUGAUUUACAGCGACUUUCCAACUCUUGCUUCAACACUGCCUUACUUCCACAUAAGUGAUGAGUAUCGAAUAUUUUCUCCUGACGGUUUGCAUCUUAUUGUGUGUGUGCAUGGACUGGAUGGCAAUUCAGCUGACCUGCGUCUUAUUAAGACAUAUUUAGAGCUUGGACUUCCAGGAGCAAAUCUUGAAUUUCUUAUGUCUGAGAGAAAUCAGGGUGACACCUUCUCAGAUUUUGACACAAUGACUGAUAAAUUAGUAGCAGAAAUUCUAUAUCACAUGGAAGCAUGUGGAUUGAACCCCACUAAAAUUAGUUUUAUUGGUCAUUCUCUGGGAAAUAUCAUCAUUCGAUCUGCGAUAACUCGGCCCCAGAUGAAACAUUUGCUUCCUCGACUGCACACCUUCCUGUCACUAUCAGGACCGCACUUGGGAACAUUGUACAAUAAUAGUGGGUUAGUGAAUAUGGGAAUGUGGUUUAUGCAGAAGUGGAAAAAAUCUGGUUCUCUUCUUCAAUUAGCUCUUCGUGAUGCUGCAGAUGUACGCCAAACUUUCCUGUAUCGUCUCAGUCAACGAUCCAAUUUGCAUCAUUUCCGAAAUGUACUCCUUUGUGGAUCGUCACAAGAUCGUUAUGUGCCUUUACAUUCAGCUCGAAUUGAGCUAUGUAAGGCAGCUGUGAAAGAUACAUCAGUGACUGGUGCAGCAUAUCGUGAAAUGGUUCACAACAUUCUGUAUCCCAUCAUCAGUAAGCCAGAAAUCACUUUCGUGCGUUAUGAUGUUCAUCAUGCUCUGCCCAACACAGCCAAUUCACUUAUUGGUAGAGCUGCCCACAUUGCUGUUCUUGAUUCUGAAUUAUUCAUUGAGAAGUUCCUGGUGGUCACUGGUCUUAAAUACUUUAGGUGAGCGUAGACAGUUUGUUCACUAAAGCAUCAACAAUUUGUGUCAUUGUGACACUGACAAUUUGUAUGAAAUUUGACAAUGGAUACAAAGUGCACCACUGAAAAAUAUAGUAUGCUCUAUACGUGUUUCCAAUCUUCAUUUUGAACAGGUUGGCAAGCAUAGAAAUAUUUGUUUAUUUUUACAGAAAAUGAAAAAUAUAUCUCAACAUUGAGCAAUUGGAUUAAAAUUGAAAUAGCGUGUUAAGAUGAUGUUUGUUUCUUAUCAGUAGUUCCCAUUUUCUUAUUACAGAAUACACAAUAACUUGUAAAAUGAAUAUAUAUUUUAACAUUUUUAAGUAUUAUAUAUUUAAAGUACAGAAUUUCAAAAUAAAAUUUCCUUUCUUAAUUUAUAUAUCUGAUUUAAGGAUGGUCUUAAGGUCAUGGACAGUUGCCCUGGUUGCCCGAAUGAUGAGAGGAACCAGAUAUAAAAUAUUUGAAAAGGAGAGCAUUAUUGUCCUGCUGUACAUUUCUGGAAUAUAGAACAUUUAAAUAGUUUUAUUUUCAUUAAAAUUGUUCUCUUCAGUUAUGAUGAUGAUGAUGACGAUGAUGAUGAUGAUGAUGAUGAUGAUGAUGAUGAUGAUUAUUAUUAUUAUUAUUAUUAUUAUUAUUAUUAUUAUUAUUAUUAUUAUUAUUAUUAUUAUUAUUAUUAUCAUUAUUAUCAUUUAUUAGUAUUAGUAUUUUACUCCAAGUACAUAACUAGUAUAUAGGUAAACAUGAGACAUCCAGAGUACCAACUGUCCUGAGCAUCAUAAAGAACAAGGCCAACUUUACACUGAUAUUAGUGCUAACAUUAGUUGUCCUUUAAUUCUCCAUUUUCUUCAAACAAAAUGUGUUAGUACUUUUUAAUACAUAUCAUUUUUUUUCUUUUCCUUUAUGUUUUUUAGUAAUGGAAAAAUAAAUUAUUUUGAUGUUAAAUUUAUGUAAAUAUAUUUCCAGAUAUCUAGUCACAAUAAAUAAUUACAUUUUACAUUGUGAAAGAGUUGGAUUUCUUCUUUUUAUCAUUUUCUUAUUAGUUAUAGAAUGUGGAUAUUGUGUGUUCUGUAAGAAAUUAUUGACAUAUUUCUUAAAGGAAAUAUGUUUUAGACUUUAAUAAUUCUUCUAAUUGUAUUAAGUUAUUUAUUUGAUGUUUUUAUAUAAGGAUAUACACAAUAAAUGUUCCAAGUGUCCUCAGAAAUAUUGGUUGAAGUAAAACUGGUUUUUGAUUCAGAGGAACACAGCUGUAUUGUGUGUUGAGUACGUCUGAGCAUGUUGAAUAUAUAAUGUGAGUACAGUGUGAGACUGAUCUUGUAAUGAAGGUGAACAAUAUAUUUCAUUACUCAACCGCCCCAUGAAUAACUAAUGGCUCAAAACUGAAAUUAAACACUACGCUUCAAUCUUCUACAUUGCAUGGUGCACUGUUCUCUAUUAUUCAUUAUGCAUCACCACAUUAUUAUUGAUCAUACUAUUCAUUAGGAAAUAUAGCACAACAAACAUUUUAUUUUAAUCCCUCUUUUCCAUCAAUGGUCUUCAACCAGUGAAGUGCUGUUCUUGUGAGAUUAGAUCGUAUUAUUUAAGGUUACAUUAGUUUGCUUUCUUUUGACGAGUUAUUAAACAGUUGUAUUGAAAAGUCUUCAAACUGAUAUUUUGAAAUUAUGAACAUUAUUUUGAAAUAAAAUUAUUAGUAGUGAAAAUUAUUUUGUUUCGUAUGUAAUUCUUUGAUUAGAAAUAUGCUACCAGUGCAUUUGCUAUUUCUCUUAUUUAGUGAAUGAAUGAUCUUAUCAUUGUUAAUCAAUUUUACUCCUUAAGCUUUGAUAGAUAUUAUGUUGAAAUAUAAUUUGUAAUAUCCAUUUUGUCUGAAAAUGAAUUACGUUAAAAGGGAUAUUGAAGUUGAAGACCAUAGCUUUAACCAUUCCAGACAUAAUCAAAAUUCAUUAUUACUAUUGUGUUAUACAGGCCUGUAGUAGCAUUUGUUGUAAUAUACAAGACAAUAAUUAUUGUCUUUUAUAUUUGUGUUAAUCUUUGAAUUUUUAUGGGGGUAACUUUUCUGAGGAAUAAAGUUUUUUUUUUUGUUUUUUUUUUAUGAUUCUGAAUGUACUGUAAAACGUUAGUUACUCAAAUCAGUGACUAGUGUUUUCUUUGUUGGAGUUUUAAUUCGCAAAGAAAAAGAAUAUCAGUAUAUUUAUUAAUACAGGAGUAGCAUCAUCAAUGUGUAGAUAUAUUCAGGUUGUACAAAAUAUUAGUACAAAUUAAACAAAAAUAAAUAUUGUCUUCUAACCUGCUAGUGCCAAAAAUUAUAUUAGAUAUUCAUGACAUGUGUUCAUGUUUCUCUAUUUGAGUGAAUGAUUUCUUAAGAUGACUGUAUAGAAAUAUGUACGAUUAGUAUUAAUUUUAAGUAAUUACUAUAAGUAACAUCUCUUAUAAUUUUACCUUAUUGUAAAUAAUUUUCUCUUUUACAUCAUGCAAGAUGGCAUGUAUUGGAGAGGUUAAUUCAGAUCAGAUUAAAUGAAUGCCAUCACUCAAGAUAAAAUAUACGUCAAAUAUGCCAAACCUUAACGUUUUAUAUGUUCCUAAAGAAAUUUUAAAACAUUGGAGUCUGAUGUAUACCCUAAUCCUUACUGCCUUUUCUUUCUUCUUCAUCUUUCUUUAUCUUUUCCUUUUUGUAUUUUGAUUUUCUCCAUAGGGAGAACUCUUAUCAUUUAGAAAACACCUUCAGAAUUAAUUUCUUAUAGUACAUUCUUCUGAGAAUUAAAUUUAGUCAUAACUGUUUUAACAUGUGCUGCAGGCCUGUUGUUAGCUCAAAUGAUAUGAAUUAAAAUGCUUCAAUAGAUUUUUUUUCAAUAAUGUUUCUUCUUUAUUGAGGUUUUAAAAAGUGUUAAUUUCCUUGCUUAUGAUUUUCUAUUGUAUAAAUUAUGAACCUAUAGCUUUUGCAGUAGCGUAAACUACGCUAUUUUUUUUAAUCUUAGAUGGUGAUAAUUUUUGUAUUAAUUGUAGGUCAUUAUUCAAAUAACUAAUACACCUUAAAUAAAGGGAAUGAUUUUAAAAAGGAUUGUUGUCUCAAUAAAGAUUAUGCUCUUUUAUUGUGACUUCUAACACUGUUCCAGUGCUGUUGGUUUAUUAGAAGAUGCUAAGUGCUGCAGAAUACAAUAGGGACAAUUCCAAAAAUGAAGUAAAAAUUUUUGUAGACAGGAGUGAAAAGUUUUAGAUAUUUAAAACAUUAAUGAAAAUUGUAAUUUUUUGAUAUAGUUAAUAUUUUUGUGAAAGUAUUUAAGUUACAUGAUUCUUCCAUUGCUGUGUCUAAGAGAAUAUAAGAUUCAUUUAAUCUGUCGUUGUCAUUCAUUUAAUUUGUAUUUGAGGAUCAAAUUUGUUUAUUAAAAAGGGUCUAUCCAUCUGUAAGAGGUAAGAAUUUUCAACUGAAAAUAAAAUGUGUAAAUGCUUUGUUUAUUGGCAAGACUUAAUAUCCUAUACAUUAUUGAAAGGUUGAGUGCUAUAAUGGUCUAACCCCACUUUAAAAAAAAUGAGUUAUUGACACAAUUUAUUAUCUAAGAAGUUGAACUAUCUUUGUUCAUUGUUGGUUCAACCAGUUUUCCUCUAUAAAGAUAAGAAUGAAGUCACUAUUUUCUUCUUCGCAACUCUCUCUAAGCCCAUUUAGUAACUUUAACUUGAUUUUUCUCUGAUUUCGUAAAAUGUGGUUUAGACCAUUAUUGUGCUGACCCCUUCAAUUGAUAAUAGAGCAUAUUCAAGCAGUGAUAACAAUUCUGAAUUUCUUUUUCACUUUCCUUUAAAAGGUUUGGAUUAGUGAGUGGGUACUCAACUAUAUAUUCCUAUUUAUAACAUCUAUAAUGUUUUUUUUGUUUUUGUUUUUUUUAAAUAUUCGUUAAUAAAGAUUGUGUACAAAUACAUAGAAGUCCCUCCAAGUCAACAGGCUCUGUACACAUUUCUUAUUGCUCAGAACAGUUAUGGAGACACUGUGUAGGAAUAACAGUUAUUAUCAGAGUGUUUUAUGCUUCUAUUUAUUAAGAAGUGUACAAUCCAUCCAUACCAAUAGGGCAGUGUAUGUUUGUGAUGACUACUU
Molecule: messenger RNA, 8688 nt
Organism: Gryllus bimaculatus (two-spotted cricket)
Lineage: Eukaryota; Metazoa; Arthropoda; Insecta; Orthoptera; Gryllidae
Source: the annotation of a GenBank genome assembly